Trifolium pratense (red clover) is the source of this 976-nucleotide messenger RNA. RefSeq names its product TLC domain-containing protein 5-like. The transcript has 5 exons. Bases 51 to 764 code for a protein of 237 amino acids. The record is from RefSeq and is a predicted model, not a curated record. Gene Ontology annotation, cellular component: membrane. Lineage: Eukaryota; Viridiplantae; Streptophyta; Magnoliopsida; Fabales; Fabaceae.
UUCCGUUGAAAACUUAAUAACAUAUUUUUCAGUUGAGAGCAUAUAGAGAAAUGGAAGAGUACAUUCAAAAGACAAUUGUUGUAGGAGUGUUUUCAUGGACAACAACUUUUCUUGUAUUAAGGAAUAUCUUUCCAAAACGUUCAUUUGAUUUUUGCAACAGAAUUGUUUCUAUAAUCCAUGCAACCUUAGCAGUAACAUUGGCUACAUUAUCUAUUCAAGAUUGGAAAUGUCCAAUUUGUCCUGUUGCCUCCAAAUCUUCCAACCAACAGAUGGAAGUUAUAGCAGUGAGUGUUUCAUAUCUAAUAUAUGAUAUGGUGUGUUGUUUAUUUGAUGAAAGAAUCAAUUGGGAUAACACUAUCCAUCAUUUGGUAAGCAUUGUUGGUCUCAUGGCAGGUCUCUCCUAUCAAAAGUGUGGCUCAGAGAUGGUGGGGGCAGUAUGGAUAACAGAAAUGUCAAGCCCAUUUUUGCAUUUGAGGGAGCUUCUAAAGGAACUUGGUUACAAGGACACUCCCCUAAAUUUGUCUGCUGAUAUUUUAUUUGCUUCAAUAUUUACAUUUGCUAGGAUGAUGAUUGGACCAUGUAUCACAUACCUAACAUUAACUUCAAAUAAUCCAUUUCUCAUAAAGGCUAUGGCAUUGAGUUUGCAGCUAGUAAGUGCAUUCUGGUUCUUCAAAAUUGUAAGAAUGAUGAAAUACAAAUUAACCAAGAAAUCGUCAACAUCCAAAAAUGCCAUCAACCGCAACAUCAAGAAGACAAUCAGCUAGAUAACAGUUUCAACAUAGCUAGGGAUCAAUCACCGACAUUCUUUUAAGAGAAAUGAUAUUUUGACAUCAAAUUCCUUUGACGUCAAAUACAAUAUCAUUUAACUUUUAUGUGUAUCCUUAAAAUGCAUGUAACAUGUAGAAGAUGAAAAAUCCGAUAAAUAAAGGUAUCUGAAUUUUGAUGUUCAAAUAACACAACUCUUCUUUCAAUGAAU